AGGACUUCUAGCGCAUGCGCAAAUGUACUUGAAGCGAAACAAAAAGACGAAGACCGCAUGCUAUGGUCGCUCGGAGAAUUUUAGUAUUGACGAUCUUAAAGUCAUAUGAUUCACAGCAAAUAUAGCAACACUUAUCUCAAGUCGUGUUUUCUAAAGCCACGAAACUUGCAUUGAGUUUGGAGCGAUAUCUGAAGUGAAGAUUGAAGACGUGAUAGAAGAUGGACGACUACUGCUAUGCUAAGAUGGCGACGUCAUGUCAAAGAGAACAUUCCAGCAAAUCACCAACGGAGAUAAAGACCAAAACUACAGAUGAAGGAAGACGUGUUGGUGGGAUUGAGGAGGUCUUCGAAGUAUUUCUUCCACCGAUCCACAACAUCCGCAGUCGAGGUCAGCAAAACACCAUCGUCACCAUACACGGUGUUGACAGUGCACUGCUUCCCCUUCCUGAGGCGGCGGAUGGUGGUCCAGAAUCGCUUCGAAGCCGUCCGGAAGUCAUUUUCUAUGGCUUCCCUGAACUCUUCCCAUGUCCGAGUUUUUGCCUCCGCGACCGCUGAAGCUGCACACCGCUUGCCUCUGGAGUCCUAUGAGCCAAUAGAACUCGAUUGGACUCCUUCAGCUUCACGGCAUUCCUCACCGCCAGUGUCCACCAACGGGUUCUAGGAUUACCGCCACGACAGGCACCAACAACCUUGCAGGCACAGCUCCAAUCAGACGCCUCGUCAAUAGAGGUGCAGAACGUGGUCCACUCGGACUCAAUGUCCAGCACCUCCCUCGUGACAUAUUCAACAUUUUUCGAAAGGUGGGAAUUGAAACUCUCUCCGACAGGAGACUCUGCCAGACGUUCCCAGCAGACCCUCACAAUGCGUUUGGGCCUGCCAGGUCUGUCCGGCAUCCUCCCCCACCAUGGCCGCCAACUCACCACUGGAAAGCCCCCUGACAACAUAGCUCCUAGGAUCAUUGGGACACGCAAACUCCUCGACCAGGACGUCCAGCAGCUGAUGGGUAAUCCAGAAGAAGUUUCCCCUCAGUCCACUUUGAAGCAGGAGACUCCACAACCACCCUGCAUUAAAAAGGAAGAGGAGGAACUCUGCAUCACUCAGGAGGGAGAGUGUCUUCUAGGACGAGAGGAAGCUGAUUACACCAACUUUCCACUAACAAUUGUCUCUGUGAAUACUGAAGAUGAUGAAGAGAAACCACAAGUAGACAACCUCUUAGCUCCACUAUCAGAUAGUGAGGCUGAAGAAGAGGUUAAAGAUUCUUUGAUCAGCGAUACAGACUGUGAAGGUGAUAUGAGGACUCACACUGACAACAAACACUCUGAAUGCUCUACAAAGAAGAGAGACGUCCAGCAGCUGAUGGGUAAUCCAGAAGAAGUUUCCCCUCAGUCAGGGGGGAGCUCCACUUUGAAGCAGGAGACUCCACAACCACCCUGCAUUAAAAAGGAAGAGGAGGAACUCUGCAUCACUCAGGAGGGAGAGUGUCUUCUAGGACGAGAGGAAGCUGAUUACACCAAGUUUCCACUGACUGUUGUCUCUGUGAAGACUGAAGAAGAUGAAGAGAAACCACAAGUAGACAACCUCUUAGCUCCACUAUCAGAUAGUGAGGCUGAAGACGAAGUUGAAGAACCUUUGAGCAGCGAUACAGACUGUGAAGGAGAUAUGAGGACUCACACUGACAACAAACGCUCUGAAUGCUCUGCAAAGAAGAGAGGUGAAACAUGUUUGAGCUGCUCAGUUUGUGCUGAAAGUUUUACUAAAAAGAGCCAUUUGACUGAACACAUGAGAACACACACAGGUCAAACAACAUUUAAGUGUUCAGUUUGUGGCAAAAGCUUUUCUCGAAAUAGCUCUUUGACUCAACACAUGAGAACACACACAGGUGAAAAAACAUUUAAGUGUUCAGUUUGUGGCAAAAGCUUUUCUCGAAAUAGCAUUUUGACAGAACACAUGAGAACACACACAGGAGAAAAAACAUUUACCUGUUCAGUUUGUGCCAAAAGCUUUUCUCAAAAUAGCCAUUUGACGCAACACAUGAGAACACACACAGGUGAAAAAACAUUUACGUGUUCAGUUUGUGGCAAAAGCUUUUCUAGAAAUAGCAUUUUGACUCAACACAAGAGAACACACACAGGAGAAAAAACUUUUACGUGUUCAGUUUGUGGCAAAAGCUUUUCUCACAAUAGCCAUUUGACUCAACACAUGAGAACACAUACAGGUGAAAAAACAUUUAAGUGUUCAGUUUGUGGUAAAAGUUUUUCUCAAAAUAGCUAUUUGACUCAACACAUGAGAACACACACAGGAGAAAAACCAUGUAAUUGUUCAUUUUGUGGCAAAAGCUUUUCUCAAAAUAGCCAUUUGGCGGAACACAUGAGAACACACACAGGAGAAAAACCAUUUAAUUGUUUAGUUUGUGGCAAAAGCUUUUCUCUAAGUGGCAUUUUGACUCAACACAUGAGAACACACACAGGUGAAAAAACAUUUAAUUGUUCAGUUUGUGGCACAAGCUUUUCUCAAAGUGGCAAUUUGACUAGACACAUGAAAACACACACAGGUGAAAAACCAUUUAGUUGUUCAGUGUGCGGUAAAAGGUUCCCACAUAAAGCAGAUGCAGUAAAACACACAAGAACACACAAGGGAAAAUAAGCAAUUAGUUGUUUAGUUUGUGGUAUGUUGCUCAUAUGUGGCGACAUCCACCCUACCCAGGACCUCCUCACUGCUUCUUUCACUAAUAUCUGAGGUAUUCAUACAAACUUGGAUUAUUUGAAACAUAAUCUUAUCUACUCAUGACCCCAUGUCUUCUCUGUAUCUGAAACCUUCCUGAACAGUAAGAUAGAUGAUACUUCAAGUGCUUGGUUACUCCUUCUUCAGUCCAGGGACCUGGGGCCUCAUGUGUCAAGUUUGUGCACGCUCAAAAACCUGCACUACACCCUUUUUUACUGCAAAGUUGAAAUGUAAAAUGCAGCAUGAGACACUGCACACUGAUAUAGUUCUGUGAAAAUGAUUGUCUUCUGUGCAAAUGUAAAGAAAGUGAACAGUGUGUGAUUUACUGCAAUACUGUCAGUCUUUCAACUUUUUAUUUGUGCUUUGUUGAAAUUGUUCACACAUUGCACUGCUUUUAUUUUUCUAUCAAUACACAUUAUGUCUAGAAGACAGGAAGUAACUCAACACUCUUGAAUAGUUUCUACCUCAGUGUGUAUGGUUUGUUGAGUUAGCACAGGAUUAAUAUGUGGAAAUGACAAAUGAGGUAGUUGAUACAUAGAAUAGUUUUUAUUCAUGCUUUAUUUUGUUUGUUGUUCACUCCUAGAUGGGUUGUGACUUAAAGUUUAUUAUAGACAGUGAGAUUAAGUCUUAAGUUCAUUGUGUUCUUCAAGGUCUUUUUGAAAAUGCACCAUUUUUUUCUUCUAAAUGUUCAACUAACUUGAAGUGUUUGGCAAGGGGAUUAGUUGUGUUGUGUACAUUUUCAGAAUGUGUUUGUUUUAUUUUUGGCCAAAGUAAAACAAAGAAAACAAUCUGAAGUUGUCAUAGUCAUUUUUUUAAGUGAUCAUAAUAAUAAUAAUAACAAUAAUAAUAAUAAUAAUAGGGGCGGAAUGAGGUAGUGGGUAGAGCGGCUGUGCCAGAAACCUGAGGGUUUCAGGUUCGUUUCCCACCUAUUGACAUCCACAUCGCUGCCGUUGUGUCCUUGGGCAGGACACUUCACCUUUGCUCACACUGGUGAAUGAAUGAUGAAUGAAUGAUUGGUGGUGGUCGGAGGGGCCGUAGGCGCAAACUGGCAGCCACACUUCCGUCAGUCUACUCCAGGGCAGCUGUGGCUACAGAUGUAGCUUACCACCACCAGGUGUGAAUGAACGAUGGGUUCCCACUUCACUGUGAGCGCUUUGAGUAUCCAACAAUAAAAAAGCGCGAUCUAAAUCUAAUCUAUCGUUAUUAUUAUUAUUACUUUGGCCAUUUUUGGCCAAAGUGUUCAUUUUAUUUUAUUUUUUUACUCCCUCUCAUAACACAGUGUCUACUGAAAUUUUUAAUGUAUAAAACAUUAUUGUCAAGCAAAAUGUACCAUGUUUAUGUUCAAUUGUACAUGU
Molecule: messenger RNA, 4075 nt
Organism: Nerophis ophidion (straightnose pipefish)
Lineage: Eukaryota; Metazoa; Chordata; Actinopteri; Syngnathiformes; Syngnathidae
Product: zinc finger protein OZF-like
Exons: 5
Coding region: 756-2642 (628 amino acids)
Biological process (GO): regulation of transcription by RNA polymerase II
Cellular component (GO): chromosome; nucleus
Molecular function (GO): RNA polymerase II cis-regulatory region sequence-specific DNA binding; DNA-binding transcription factor activity, RNA polymerase II-specific; chromatin insulator sequence binding
Source: RefSeq, a predicted model, not a curated record